Molecule: messenger RNA, 3013 nt
Organism: [Torrubiella] hemipterigena
Lineage: Eukaryota; Fungi; Ascomycota; Sordariomycetes; Hypocreales; Clavicipitaceae
Source: the annotation of a GenBank genome assembly
GCUUCCUCUUCCUCUAAGCGGCUGUAGCGGGGGGACUUCCCUGCUGUAGGGAACGUGGGCUCUGGGUGGCAGUGCUCGCGCCCCGCGGAGCUGAGUCGCCCGCCGUUUUGGUCAAGCUAAAAGAAAGCCACGACUCACGGCCCUCGUGCGCAAAGAAUUUUUGAAGGAAAAAAUACGUCCCAUUUCUACAGAGGUACAGACAUCACCUCUUUAACAACGCCAAUUGUCGCCAUAGACGAUCUCAAACUAUUCAACUCAACUUGUCGGCAUACACACUGCCAACCUGCGACUGGCUCUUCUCGCCAUGGCGUGCUUCCUGGUGUCACCAUGUGGUCCGAAUUGAAUCCUGAGCUCUUGCUGCAAAUAGCCGAAUGCCUACAAAAUGAUAGCGAUAUAUAUGCUUUUUCCAGAACCAACAGGAGCUUCUUUAGCAGUCUCAGACAUUUUCUGUAUCAACACAACGCACGGUAUUCAGCUUCGUCCGCCUUGCUCUGGGCUGCAAAACAUGGUCAGCUGGAUACUGCAAAGGCAUCUCUAGAUGCCGGAGGUGAUUUAGAGACUCGAAAUCAAGACUCCGAUUCCCCACUCUUGAUUGCUGUCCAGAGUAACCAGAUUGACAUUGUUCGUCUCUUUCUAGAAACGGGUGGUGUCAAUGCCGAUGUCAAGAAUGUUUUUGGACAAACUCCGCUGAUUCGUGCAGCUGCCGCUGGAAAUAGGACCAUGACACAGUUGCUAAUACAAUCUGGCAAGGUGGAUGUCAAUAUACAGGAUGUCGAAGGCUAUUCUGCCCUAGCCUUUGUAUCUCUUUUUGGAGAUGAUGGUAUCGCCGAUAUUCUUGUUGAGCACCAGCAGACUGCCGUUGAUGUUCUUGGCCCUUCGAUGCGUACUCCCCUGUCUAUUGCUUGCGAACGUGGACAGAUAGGCGUCGUCUCUAAUAUUCUAUCCUCAAAGAGAGCUGAUUUAAACGCCCGAGAUGCCGAUAAUCGAACGCCAUUGAUGGAUGCAGCCGAGUUUGGAAGUUACGAUAUUGUCAGUCUGCUGCUGAGUAUAGACGAGAUCCGCACCGAUUUAGAAGACGACGAGAAUGAGACAGCCUUUUGGAAAGCUUGCAGAGCUGGACAUAUGGAUGUCGCCAACUUGUUUAUGGAUUCACCCAAAUUUGACCCAGAUGCAGCCGAUACUAAUGGUAUGACCACACUGGCAUUGGCAGCAGCUGCUGGUGACGAUGCCAUGGUUAACAUCCUGAUAUCCUCAAGCCGGGUGAAUCCUAAUUCGAGAAAUUACUGCGGUCAAACUCCUCUUAUGGCAGCUAUUCAGUCAAGGCGUCUCGAGACCGUCAAACUUCUCGUUGAAUCUCAGCGAGUUUCUCUCGACCUUCAAGGAGAUGGUGGCGAGACAGCGUUUCUGCUGGCCUGUCAUGAAGGGGUUGUUGAUGUCGCCGAAUAUUUAUUACAACUGGAUGGAACAGGCUGUAGGCGAAAGCUCAGGAAUGGUGCAGGUGCUCUAAGUCUUGCUGCAGCUAGCGGCUGCGUCGAACUUGUACAGCUUAUGUUAUCCCUCGGUGUAACAGUGGAUGAACGCGAUGAUGAGGGAAUGACAGCGCUUAGCAGAGCUGCAGCAAAUGGCCACCUAGAUUCGGUGAGGGCGCUGUUAAUUACUGGUGGCGCCGAUCCGAAUGCAAUGAAUGCUGCGGGGCGCAGUCCAUUGAUGCUCUCUGCUCAAAACGGCAAAGUUGAAGUCGUCAAGUUUUUGCUGUCGCUUCCACAAGUUGAAGAAAGGGCUUUUGGUCCUGGGGCGCGGACUGCUAUGCAUUUUGCUUCUGAGCAUGCUGGUGAAUGCGGAACUGUGUGUAUGAAGCAAGUUGAAAUAUUGAAAUUGUUAGCCGGAGCCGGCCUCCCGUUUGAUAUCAGAGAUGCUACGGGCCGAACUCCUCUCCACUGGGCAGCAUUUCGAGGAUGUAUUGAUACCGUUGUCUAUCUUGUGUACAAGCCAGGCACGGUGGAUGUAGAGGAUCAUAAUGGACGCACACCAUUGUUUUACGCCUCUAUGCAAGGAAAUACCUACAUAACAUCCAUGUUGGCUAGACAUUCGUCCUAUGGAACAAAGAGAGAUAUAUUUGGCAACAUGCCAGUGUUUGUGGCGUUGCGCAACGGGCAUGAACAAGCACUUGAGGAGCUCUUCAAAGUUGACCCAAGCCUCGUCUUUUCAACAGACAAAGACGGGCGAUCUUUGCACUACUGGGCGGCACGAGAAAAGAAUAGCAGGCUGAUGGAGAUGAUCCAGAAUCGAGCUCAACGAGCAACAGGCACGAGGCUGCGUGAUGCCGCUUUACAACAUCCACCGCAGGUCCAGAGCGGAUCACCACCAGCUAGCCCUGAGCCCUGUAUGGCUGGCUGCUGCUGGUGUUACAUAUGCUGCCGAGGAAUCAACCACGAAUUGAGAAAUUAUAGCUGUGAAAGUUGCGAUGGUGGUGGAUUCACAAUAUGCGCACAGUGCCACACUGCUGGAGCGGGAUGCCGAGAUAAUGGACAUUCAACCAGGGAUCACCAAUGUUUGCCUUGAACAAAAUUCACGAACGAACACCUGGAGUGAAUCACAAGAGUGGGUGACCAAAGCGGGCUCAGGCAACCGGAUGACUGCGGGCGAAGACCGCCUCUUUACCGACCAACAAGGUCCUUUGACGUGUUUGAGCAUCUUGACCGCCUUGGUGUGCUUGCAUAAAGCGCUGCGCCCGGAUGCAGGAAUGCCCUUGCUGAGGGCAAUUGAAUUUGUAUUUUGUAUUAUUAGCAUAAAGGUAUCAUGUUAACCUGGGCCUUGGGAGUUUGAGGUUUGCUUCGUGUUAACGGGCAUAUGAGAAAAUGAACACUUUCUACAUAUUACAUCUACAAAGCACAGAGUCUCAGUGAGAUAACGUCACUGUAUGAGAAACACAGCUCGGCAAAGGAAAAAUAAAUGGAGAGCCGUGUGCACUGUGUUAGGCGGGCUGGGCUGUAAAAUGAUCGCCCUAGCAGCG